Molecule: messenger RNA, 1517 nt
Organism: Arabidopsis thaliana (thale cress)
Lineage: Eukaryota; Viridiplantae; Streptophyta; Magnoliopsida; Brassicales; Brassicaceae
Gene: NLA
Product: SPX (SYG1/Pho81/XPR1) domain-containing protein
Exons: 6
Coding region: 331-1338 (335 amino acids)
Biological process (GO): protein ubiquitination
Cellular component (GO): plasma membrane; nuclear speck; nucleus
Molecular function (GO): metal ion binding; ubiquitin protein ligase activity
Source: RefSeq, marked reviewed
AUGUUCCCAAAACAAACGUUUUGACUUUUUUUUUGUUUUCUCAUAUUCUUUUAUUUCACAACUUGUUAUUUCCGCCGACUUCACCAGUCACCACCACCUUCAUUUAUUCAUAAAUACGUCUCUGUUCUGUUUUUGUUUCUGUUUCAUUUUCAUACAUAAUUAAGCCAACACGAGACGCAAGAGAGAGAUAGGGAAAGAGAUAAGAGCGACUCUGUUUUGUUGAUCAAAAUCCUUUUUUUUUGUUUGAGGGCUGAAUUUGUUUGUUGAUGGUCAUCUAAAUUUGUAACCUUUAUCUGUUUUAUUGAGUUGUGAAAUUCAGAGAAAAAAUAAAUGAAGUUUUGUAAGAAGUAUGAAGAGUACAUGCAAGGACAGAAGGAGAAGAAGAAUCUUCCUGGUGUUGGGUUUAAGAAACUCAAGAAGAUUCUCAAGAGAUGCAGGAGAAAUCAUGUUCCUUCUAGAAUUUCUUUUACUGAUGCAAUCAACCACAAUUGUUCUCGUGAAUGCCCAGUUUGUGAUGGGACUUUUUUCCCGGAGCUUCUCAAGGAAAUGGAAGAUGUUGUUGGAUGGUUUAACGAGCAUGCUCAGAAGCUUCUUGAGCUUCAUUUAGCUUCUGGUUUUACAAAGUGUCUUACUUGGCUCAGAGGCAACAGUCGAAAAAAGGACCAUCAUGGUUUGAUCCAAGAGGGUAAAGAUUUGGUUAAUUACGCUCUCAUCAAUGCCGUCGCCAUUCGAAAAAUCCUCAAGAAAUAUGACAAGAUUCAUGAGUCUAGGCAAGGACAAGCGUUUAAGACUCAGGUCCAGAAAAUGCGAAUAGAAAUCCUUCAGUCACCGUGGCUCUGCGAGCUUAUGGCGUUUCACAUCAAUCUGAAAGAAUCUAAGAAGGAAUCUGGAGCUACUAUAACUUCUCCUCCUCCUCCUGUUCAUGCAUUGUUUGAUGGUUGCGCUUUGACUUUCGACGAUGGGAAGCCUUUACUUUCCUGCGAGCUCUCUGAUUCCGUCAAAGUUGACAUUGACUUGACUUGUUCAAUAUGCCUGGACACGGUGUUUGAUCCAAUAUCUCUAACCUGCGGUCACAUAUAUUGCUACAUGUGUGCUUGCUCUGCUGCAUCAGUAAACGUAGUUGAUGGCUUGAAAACCGCAGAAGCAACUGAAAAAUGCCCGCUUUGCCGUGAGGAUGGGGUUUAUAAAGGUGCUGUUCACUUGGAUGAGCUCAAUAUUUUACUUAAGCGAAGCUGCAGAGACUAUUGGGAAGAAAGGCGUAAAACAGAGAGAGCAGAAAGGUUACAACAAGCAAAGGAAUAUUGGGAUUACCAAUGCCGAAGCUUCACUGGAAUAUGAUAUAGUUUGAUUUGUGGCUUCUUAAGUGAGAUUCUUGAUUUUGAUAAUAAGAUAGUAAAAAUAAUCUUAAUUUUGAUUUGCUUUCCUCUGUGAGUGUGUUUCCUUGCACAGAGAGUGACGAUUUCUUUGUGAAAAAACUGAAAACUCUUAAGCAUUAAAUAUGGUUUAUAAGUUUGCAU